Molecule: messenger RNA, 1161 nt
Organism: Lymnaea stagnalis (great pond snail)
Lineage: Eukaryota; Metazoa; Mollusca; Gastropoda; Lymnaeidae
Source: the annotation of a GenBank genome assembly
AUGAAGGCUCAGUGUUGUAUCUGCUCUGAUUUAUUUGAGAAUGCGUCGGCUGUGAAUAUAGCAGCUGUACAUUGCGGCCAUACAUUUCAUGAAGUAUGUUUGAUGCGAUGGCUGGAAACAUCAUCAACUUGCCCAAGCUGUCGUACUCCUGUGAAAAAGAACUUAAUCAUUAAGAGAUUGUUUUUUGAUAUAUCCGAGGAUUUUAAUGAAGAUGAGGACCUUGACAAGCUUGUCAAUCAAAUUGGAAACUUAAAAGCUGCGAUAAGUGAAAGAGAUAAACAGAAACAAGAACUUGUAGAGUGUAGAGAUAGUUUGACAGUGCGCCUGACAGCAUCAGAAGCAUUGUGUAAUGAACUGACAACUAAGGUUAAUCAAGAAAAUAACAUGCGAGAAGUCUUGUUAAAGGAUAUAAAGUGGCUUCAGAAAGAAAACUCUGCUUAUCUCACAGAAAUAAAAGAGUUUCGAAAGGCACAGGAAAGACUCUCUGAGCUUCAAAAUAUUGAUUUGGUUCUAAAGGGUUGUGAAAGUGACAUAAAAGCAAUGAUUAGUGAAUAUAUAGGUGGUGGAGAAUCUUCUAUCAAAACUUUAGCCAGUAUGGUCACAGUUGUAAAACGUGAGUACAGCAUAGUGACAGCAGACAAAAAGGAAUUAAUAGAGAAAGUUUCAAAAUUGAAACGUUCAGUCGGUCACUAUCACUCUGAAGCAAGGGCUCUAAAACAGAAGUUAAUGGAAAUUACCGCUGAGCUAGAAAGAAGUAAUGAUACACUUAAUAAACUGCAACAGGAAAACAAUCAGAACAGGAGAAAACUGGUUCACCUUAGAAAUGCCUUGAGAUAUGAAAAGACAGAAGGUAGCCAGAGUUUUCACAAAGCCAUAAAUGAGGACAGCCCAAAUGUGGCUUACACACCUCCUAGAAAGAGAGAUCAAGAAAAUUUUAAUACAACUCCAUUUAUACAUUCAGAUUGUUUAACCCCUGACCUUUUUGAGGACAAGCCAUCACCUGAGAAAAUUCAGAAAGAAAGCACAUCACCAAAAUUAAAACUUAUCAAAGUACCAACUGCUGCUGAAAAGUCACAGGUUGCUAAAAAACCAAGGUUAGAAUCUGAGAGUGAUGAAGAUUUGAAAAUUCCAAAAUCAAUGUUUUCCAUAUUGCAAAAAAAA